UUUUUUUAGUGCUUGGGAGAUGGGAAGUAAUGAUAGCUGGCACCUGAACUAAAAUAUCUGUGUAGGCGCUACCAUCCCAGAACUUCAGGAUGAAUGGGGAUAUGCCUCAUGUUCCCAUCACUACUCUUGCAGGGAUUGCUAGUCUUACAGACCUUUUGAACCAGCUGCCUCUUCCAUCACCUUUACCUGCUACAACAACAAAAAGCCUGCUUUUCAAUGGACGGAUAGCUGAAGAGGUGAACUGCCUUCUGGCUUGCAGGGAUGAAAAUCUGGUUUCACAGCUCAUCCACAGUCUCAAUCAGGUGUCAACAGAUCACAUAGAAUUGAAAGAUAAUCUUGGCAGUGAUGAUCCAGAGGGAGAUAUACCAGUCUUGCUGCAGGCUGUCCUGGCAAGGAAUCCUAAUGUUUUCAGGGAGAAAAGCAUGCAAAACAGAUAUGGGGUACAAAGCGGGAUGAUGAUGUCGCAGUUUAAUAUUUCUCAGAAUUCCAUGAGAGGUAGUCCUGCAUCUUCUAAUUAUCAACAAACCACUAUCUCACAUAGCCCUUCCAGCCGAUUUGUGCCACCACAAACAAACUCUGGUAACAGAUUUUUGGCACAACAGAAUAGUCCAGUGCCUAGUCCAUAUGCUCCUCAAAGUCCUGCAGGAUACAUGCCAUAUUCACAUCCUCCAAGUUAUACACCACAUCCUCAGAUGCAGCAAGCUUCGGUAUCCAGUCCCAUUGUCACAGCUGGGAUGAGGAAUCUCCAUGAAAAUAAAGUUUCAAGUCAAUUGUCUGGAAAUUCAGCUAAUCAUCAUGCUGAUAAUUCUAGACAUGGCUCAAAUGAAGACUAUCUACAAAUGGUGCACAGGCUAAGUAGUGAUGAUGGCGAUCCUUCAGUAAAGAAUGCUGCAUCUUUUUCCUUGAGGUCACCACAGUCAGUCUGCUCUCCAGCUGGAAGUGAUGGAACCCUUAAAGGAUCAAGACAACCUUUAAUCCAACAAUCUCAACCUCCACCUUAUUCAUCACCUAGAGAUGUUCCCCCAGACAUAUUGUUAGACUCUCCAGAAAGAAAGCAAAAGAAACAAAAGAAAAUGAAGUUAGGCAAGGAUGAAAAAGACCAGACUGAAAAAGCUGCAAUGUAUGAUAUCAUUAGUUCUCCUUCCAAGGACUCCACUAAACUUACAUUAAGACUCUCUCGUGUAAGAUCUUCGGAUAUGGACCAACAGGAUGAUAUGCUUUCUGGUUUGGAAAACAGCAGUGUGUCAGAGAGUGAUAUUCCUUUUAAUGUGCAGUACCCAGGACAGACUUCUAAAACACCCGUUACGCCACAGGAUGUUAACCGCCCAUUAAACUCUGUUCAGUGUUUGCUGCAGCAUGAACAGACAGCUUUCCUUCAGGCACAACAAGUGCCUGUUUUACAACAGAACACUUCAGUUGCUGCAAAACAACCUCAAACUCCUGUGGUACAGACACAGCAACAGGUUUCGCAACAAGGAGCUAUAUCGUCAUAUGAUGAAGUAGAAUUGGAUGCAUUGGCUGAAAUUGAGCGGAUAGAACGUGAAUCAGCUAUUGAAAGGGAGCGAUUUUCAAAAGAAGUGCAAGAUAAAGAUAAGCCUCUGAAGAAGCGAAAACAAGAAAACAAACCACAGGAGGUUGGAGGUGCUACUGGAGGAAAUAGAGCAGCUUCUCAGGAGACAGGUUCUGUAGGAAAUGGGGCGAGGCCAGCAUUGAUGGUUAGUAUUGAUCUGCAGCAAGCAGGAAGAGCAGACUCUCAGGCAACAGUAACUCAGGAUUUGGACAUCAUCAAAAAACCUGAAGAAAUUAAACAGUAUAAUGAUGGGUUUGUGUGCGUUCCCCAAGAAGACACUGUUGGAGUUUUUAAAUUUAAACCUGAAAACCAUCCUGAGAUUUUUAGGAAAACAUCAGACUUUGGAGGUCAAAAGACAGAUAUCCAGCAAAAUGAAAACAGACAAAUGGAAUUUCAGCAAAAUGUGAGCAGGCAGUUGGAAAGUAAACAGAAUGAGAAGAAACAGGUAGAAGCUAAACGUGAAAGCAAGCAUGAAAGCAGACAAAUGGAAGUGAAACACAAUGAGAACAGACAAACAGAAUCAAAACAAAACCAGAGCAGGCAAAUGGGGAUGAAACAAAAUGAGGGAAAACAAAAUAAUGGCAAACAGGAAAUAAGGCAGAGAUCCGAAACACCAAAACAGAAGAAUGAAGGCAGGCCCGAAACACCAAAACAUAGACAUGAUAACAGGAGGGACUCAAGUAAACAAUUACCAGAUAAGAAAAUAGAAAUAUCUAGGCAUAAAAUAGAUGUGAAAUCUGAUUCUUCAAGGAUAAAAUCUGAAAGUAGGUCUGAUCCAACAAAACAAAGGCCUGAUGGACAUUCAGUUUCGGAUACACCGAGGCAUGACCAUGAUAGCCUUAAACAAAGAUCUGAGGACAGGGAGGAAUCAGAGAGAUACAGAGAAGAUCCAUCCAAGAUCAGAAGGCCUGAAUAUUUGAGAUCCUCAAACAAAAAUGAACAUGAUUCUAAACAUGGUAUUAAAUCUGAUGGUUCAAAACCUGACAAAUUUGCAAGGAAACAUAGACAUGAGUCUGGUGAAUCAAGGGAAAGGUUUUCUUCUGGGGAUCAGAAAUCAAGACCUGACAGUCCUCGCAUUAAACAGGAAGGUAGAGGAGAUUCUAGUAAAUCAAGACUUGAUAGACCUGGUUUUAAAUCACCCAACAGCAAGGAUGAACGACGGACAGAUGGUAAUAAGAGUAAAGUAGAUAGUAAUAAAGCACAUGCUGACAAUAAAGCAGAGUUUCCUAGUUAUUUGUUGGGGGCAAGAUCUGGCACAUUGAAACAUUUUGUCAUUCCAAAAAUCAAGCGUGAUAAAGAUGUCAAUGUCACUCAGGAAUCAAGGAAAACUGAAUUUAAAGGUGAACAGGAUAAAGUAGAGAAGAUUGGGCUAGUUGAAGACCUAAAUAAAGGAGCUAAGCCUGUAGUUGUCCUUCAAAAGCUUUCAUUGGAUGAUGUGCAGAAAUUUAUUAAGGAUAGAGAAGAUAAAUCAAGGGACUCUUGUUUUAAACCUAACAAGAACAAGUCAUCCAAAUCUAAUAAAGGUAGCAUAGAUCAGUCAGUAUUAAAGGAAUUGCCUCCUGAGCUCCUGGCAGAAAUUGAAUCCACCAUGCCGCUUUGUGAACGUGUGAAAAUGAACAAGCGCAAACGUAGCACAGUUAAUGAGAAACCAAAAUAUGCUGAAAUCAGUUCUGAUGAAGACAAUGACAGUGAAGAAGCUUUUGAAUCAUCUCGUAAAAGACAUAAAAAGGAUAGAGAUGAAGCUUGGGAGUAUGAAGAACAUGAUAGAAGAAACUCUGGUGACCAUAGGAGAAGUGGUUAUUGUCAUGAAGGAAGGAGAACUUCUGGUAGUAGCCGUUAUCGUAAUCGCAGUCCCAAUGACUCUGAUAUGGAUGAUUAUUCUCCUCUUCCUAGUCUCAGUGAGGUGGCUAGAAAAAUGAAGAAAAAAGAAAAACAAAAAAAGAGGAAAGCUUACGAACCUAAACUAACACCUGAAGAAAUGAUGGAUUCUUCUACUUUCAAAAGAUUUACUGCUUCAAUAGAGAAUAUUUUGGAAAAUUUAGAAGACAUGGAUUUUACAGCUUUUGGUGAUGAUGAUGAGAUUCCACAAGAAUUGCUACUGGGAAAGCAUCAGCUUAGUGAGUUGGGUAGUGAAUCUGCAAAAAUCAAGGCAAUGGGCAUUAUGGACAAGCUCUCAACAGAUAAAACAGUAAAAGUCUUGAAUAUUUUGGAGAAGAAUAUUCAAGAUGGAGCGAAGCUUUCUACAUUACUUAACCAUAACAAUGACACUGAAGAUGAGGAGAGAUUAUGGAGAGAUCUUAUUAUGGAGAGAGUGACAAAAUCUGCUGAUGCUUGUCUUACUGCUAUCAAUAUUAUGACAUCACCAAAUAUGCCUAAAGCUGUAUAUAUUGAGGACGUAAUAGAAAGAGUAAUUCAAUACACAAAAUUUCAUUUGCAGAACACUCUCUAUCCUCAAUAUGAUCCUGUGUAUAGAGUGGAUCCUCAUGGUGGUGGUGUUUUAAGUUCAAAAGCAAAACGUGCUAAGUGUUCCACCCACAAACAAAGAGUUAUAGUGAUGUUAUAUAACAAAGUUUGUGACAUUGUCAGCAGUUUGUCAGAGUUGCUAGAGAUACAGCUUCUCACCGAUACAACUAUUCUUCAAAUAUCAUCUAUGGGAAUAACACCUUUCUUUGUUGAAAAUGUUAGUGAACUACAGUUAUGUGCCAUCAAAUUAGUGACUGCGGUGUUCUCCAAGUAUGAAAAACAUAGACAGUUAAUACUAGAAGAAAUUUUCACUUCCCUUGCAAGACUACCAACUAGCAAGAGGAGUUUGAGAAAUUUCAGGUUAAACAGCAGUGACACUGAUGGAGAGCCUAUGUAUAUUCAGAUGGUAACAGCACUAGUUCUGCAGCUUAUUCAAUGUGUGGUGCAUUUGCCCUCAACGGAAAAAGAUUCUAAUUCAGAGGAGGAAUCAAAUAAAAAAGUGGAUCAAGAUGUGCUUAUGACUAACUCAUAUGAAACAGCCAUGAGAACAGCACAAAACUUCCUUUCUAUUUUCCUUAAGAAGUGUGGCAGUAAACAAGGGGAAGAAGAUUACAGACCACUGUUUGAGAACUUCAUUCAGGAUCUUCUUUCCACAGUUAAUAAACCAGAAUGGCCAGCUGCAGAGUUACUACUUAGCUUAUUAGGAAGGUUAUUGGUUCACCAGUUCAGUAACAAAUCUACAGAAAUGGCAUUAAGAGUUGCAUCACUUGACUAUCUUGGAACUGUAGCUGCAAGACUCAGGAAAGAUGCAGUCACUAGCAAAAUGGAUCAAGGCUCUAUAGCGAGAAUACUCAAACAGGUUUCAGGAGGAGAAGAUGAAAUUCAACAGCUGCAAAAGGCUUUGCUAGAUUAUCUGGAUGAGAACACAGAAACUGAUGCAUCAUUAGUGUUUUCUCGGAAGUUUUAUAUAGCUCAGUGGUUCCGUGAUACAACUAUGGAGACAGAGAAAGCAAUUAAAUCUCAGAAGGAUGAGGAUUCAUCUGAAGGAACUCAUCAUGCAAAAGAUGUUGAGACCACAGGGCAAAUCAUGCAUAGAGCGGAAAGUCGCAAAACAUUUCUUCGCAGCAUCAUUAAAACUGCUCCAUCUCAGUUCAGUACAUUAAAGAUGAAUUCUGAUACUGUGGACUAUGAAGAUGCAUGUUUGAUUGUUCGCUACUUGGCCUCUAUGAGGCCAUUUGCCCAGAGUUUUGAUAUUUAUUUGACACAGAUUCUGCGUGUACUUGGUGAAAAUGCAAUUGCUGUUCGAACAAAAGCCAUGAAGUGUCUGUCUGAGGUUGUUGCUGUAGACCCCAGUAUUCUAGCCAGGCUGGAUAUGCAACGAGGUGUUCACGGACGGUUAAUGGAUAACUCCACUAGUGUACGAGAAGCAGCUGUGGAGUUGCUUGGCCGAUUUGUGCUCUGUCGUCCUCAGCUUGCUGAGCAGUAUUAUGACAUGCUGAUCGAAAGAAUAUUGGAUACUGGUAUCAGUGUAAGAAAAAGAGUCAUAAAGAUACUUAGGGAUAUCUGCAUUGAACAACCAACAUUUCCCAAAAUUACUGAGAUGUGUGUGAAAAUGAUUCGGAGAGUUAAUGACGAAGAAGGCAUUAAGAAAUUAGUAAAUGAGACAUUCCAGAAGCUCUGGUUUACUCCAACUCCACAUCAUGACAAAGAAGCAAUGACCAGGAAAAUACUAAACAUUACUGAUGUGGUUGCAGCUUGUAGAGAUACAGGGUAUGAUUGGUUUGAACAACUUCUUCAAAAUCUGUUGAAGUCAGAAGAGGAUGCCUCAUAUAAACCUGUGAAGAAAGCCUGUACUCAACUUGUUGACAAUUUGGUUGAGCACAUUCUUAAAUAUGAGGAAUCCUUGUCAGAUUCUGACAACAAAGGUGUGAAUUCUGGUCGCUUGGUUGCUUGCAUAACCACUUUGUUCUUAUUCAGCAAAAUCAGGCCCCAGCUAAUGGUCAAACAUGCCAUGACCAUGCAGCCAUACCUGACCACUAAAUGUAGUACCCAGAAUGAUUUCAUGGUGAUCUGCAAUGUUGCAAAAAUCUUAGAACUUGUAGUGCCACUAAUGGAACACCCAAGUGAGACCUUUCUUGCCACUAUUGAGGAAGACCUCAUGAAACUCAUCAUCAAAUAUGGCAUGACGGUUGUUCAGCAUUGUGUGAGCUGUCUUGGGGCUGUUGUGAACAAGGUCACCCAGAACUAUAAAUUUGUGUGGGCCUGUUUUAAUAGAUACUAUGGUGCACUUUCAAAAUUAAAAAGUCAACAUCAAGAAGACCCCAACAGUACAAUACUUACUGCCAAUAAACCAGCACUCCUUAGAUCACUUUUCACUGUUGGAGCACUGUGUCGGCAUUUUGAUUUUGAUCAGGAAGAUUUUAAGGGCAACAGUAAGGUUAACAUUAAAGAUAAAGUACUUGAACUGCUGAUGUAUUUUACAAAGCAUUCAGAUGAAGAAGUACAGACGAAAGCCAUUAUUGGCCUUGUCAACAAGGUCCUAAGGGAGUCAACUUGGAAGGAUGCCCUCCUUGAUCUGCUGCUUGUCAACAGGGUGGAUCUUGUGAGCAAAGUGGGGAUUGGAGGCCGUCUUGACCACAGCGACCACGAGGGAAUCGAGUUUAAAAUCUCUGUUGACAGGAGGAAAAGUGCCAACAAAACCUCAACCCUGGCCAUGAGGAGAGCAAACUUCAGGCUGCUCAGGGAAUUAGUGAGUGAGGUCCUUUGGGAAAAUGUUUUUGCAGAUGAUAGACGAAGGGGGUCUCAGUGCCCUGAGCUGGAGGACCAUGACAACAAGAAUGAUCAAUUCCCAGUCAACCCUGAAAUUGUGCGGGAUCUGCUGCUCCAGAUGGAUCCCUACAAAUCUCUGGGACCUGAUAGGAUUCAUCCCAGAAGCCUCAAAGACCUGAUGAAAGCAGUGGCUGGUAUGAAGAUGUCUUACCAGGUACAACAGGCAAUCAAUACCUGCCCAAAGGAUCCUGUAAGAGGUUUUAGACAUGAUGAGUCAUCCAACGCACUGUGUUCACACCUAUACUCCAUGAUUCGAGGGAACCGUCAACACAGACGAGCGUUUCUAAUUUCUUUGUAUGUACUUUUUUUUAACUUCCAGAAAACAGAGGUGAAUAUGCUCUUGUACAUAGCAGACAAUCUAGCCUGUUUUCCUUAUCAAACACAGGAAGAACCACUGUUUAUAAUGCAUCAUAUAGACAUUACACUCUCAGUUUCUGGUAGCAACCUACUACAGUCAUUUAAAGAGUCUAUGGUGAAAGAGAAAAAAAAGGAAAGAAACCCUUCAUCAGACGAGGAGACUGAAAGUGACAGUAACAGUGGUAGUGAAAGCGAAAGUGAGGAGGAAGCUUCUAAGCCUCGGAGGUUACGGAAACGAGUAAACUCUGAUUCAGAUUCUGAUGAAGAAAAUGAUAUAAAUGCUGUGAUGAAAUGUUUACCAGAAAAUUCAACUCCUUUAAUUGAAUUUGCAAAUGUUUCCCAAGGCAUAUUAUUACUUUUGAUGCUGAAACAGCAUUUAAAGAACCUCUGUGGAUUCUCUGAUAGUAAAAUUCAGAAAUAUUCUCCGUCUGAAUCUGCAAAAGUUUAUGAUAAAGCGAUAAACAGGAAGACAGGAGUGCAUUUCCAUCCAAAACAAACUCUGGAUUUUCUGCGGAGUGAUAUGGCUAAUUCCAAGAUCACUGAAGAAGUGAAGAGGAGUAUAGUAAAACAGUACUUAGAUUUCAAGCUCCUUAUGGAACAUUUGGAUCCUGAUGAAGAGGAAGAAGAUGGAGAGGUGUCAGCUAGCACAAAUGCUCGUAACAAAGCAAUUACCUCACUUCUUGGAGGAGGCAGCCCUAAAAACAAUGCAGCUGAGACAGAGGAUGAUGAAAGUGAUGGGGAGGAUAGAGGAGGAGGCACUUCAGGGUCAUUGAGAAGGUCAAAACGAAAUUCAGACUCUACAGAGUUGGCAGCACAGAUGAAUGAAAGUGUUGAUGUCAUGGAUGUCAUCGCUAUUUGCUGUCCAAAGUACAAAGACCGACCACAAAUUGCAAGAGUAGUACAGAAAACCAGCAAUGGCUUCAGUGUUCAGUGGAUGGCAGGCUCCUACAGUGGCUCCUGGACUGAGGCUAAGCGCCGUGAUGGCCGCAAACUGGUGCCUUGGGUAGACACUAUUAAAGAGUCAGACAUUAUUUACAAAAAAAUUGCUCUAACAAGUGCUAAUAAGCUGACUAAUAAAGUUGUUCAGAAUUUACGAUUGCUGUAUGCUGCCAAGGAUGGAACUUCCAACUAA
Corapipo altera (White-ruffed manakin) is the source of this 8351-nucleotide messenger RNA. RefSeq names its product nipped-B-like protein. The record is from RefSeq and is a predicted model, not a curated record. Gene Ontology annotation, molecular function: chromatin binding. The coding region runs from base 90 to 8351 and encodes 2753 amino acids. The transcript is spliced from 46 exons. NCBI's taxonomy places the organism in Eukaryota, Metazoa, Chordata, Aves, Passeriformes, Pipridae. Gene Ontology annotation, cellular component: Scc2-Scc4 cohesin loading complex. Gene Ontology annotation, biological process: brain development; heart morphogenesis; replication-born double-strand break repair via sister chromatid exchange.